Messenger RNA from Polypterus senegalus (gray bichir), 666 nucleotides. Its product is annotated as CD209 antigen-like protein E. The record is from RefSeq and is a predicted model, not a curated record. The transcript is spliced from 4 exons. The coding region runs from base 1 to 666 and encodes 221 amino acids. Lineage: Eukaryota; Metazoa; Chordata; Cladistia; Polypteriformes; Polypteridae.
AUGAAUAAAAAACAUAAUCGUCUGCAGUCUCAGUAUGAAGGAAUGAAUAAGACUUAUACUAGUCUCCAGUUUAAAUAUAAACAGCUGAACAUGAAGCACACCAGUCUACAGACCAAGUAUGAACAGCUGAAUGACAGAGCCACAGCCUUGGAUAAAUCCUGUCUUCUAAGAGAUACAUCAGCACAGGGUCAGACAUGUCCUUUGUGCCCAGAGAGCUGGCUCCUUUUCAACUCUAAGUGCUAUUUUUUCUCCACUAAUAAAAUGAACUGGAUCAGCAGUCGAGAUAACUGCAUCUCGUUUGGAGGACACCUGGUGAUUAUAGAGGGCAUGGAGAAGCAGAAUUUUCUAAAAGCAUUGGUGGAAAUCAAAGAAGAUGCAGAUAAAUCCUACUGGAUUGGACUGACAGAUGUGGUGAAAGAAGGUCACUUUAUAUGGGUGGACAACAAACCUUUGGACCCAAAAAAAGGGUUUUGGAGCAAAGGAGAGCCAAACAACUGGACUCACGAGCAACACACUCCCAGUGGAGAGGACUGUGUUUAUCUGCAGAAAUCAAAGCAAUACAGUGGCUGGUAUGAUGGAAACUGUAAAGUUUUGAAAAAAAGAAUCUGUGAGGCAGCACCAGCAAGAUGUCCAGCUCAAGAGCGAAGGAUGAAUGGGAGCAUCUGA